AUGGACACCCUUGUCAGCAAAUACGCCAACUCGGCCUCCUCGGCCUCAUUCGACGACGCAGACAACCUCGGCCAGAACAUGGCCGGAUGGGAUGCUGCCUCCCAGUUCGCCCUCCCCGCCUUCGACAUCCCCAUGGUCGCCAACCCUGUAGACUUUUUGCGCGCUCACACUGAUGCCUCUGCAGAGAACCGUAUCCGUAUCCAGCACGGAACCACCACCUUGGCAUUCAAGUUUCAGGGAGGAAUCAUCGUCGCCGUCGAUUCGCGUGCCUCUGGUGGAUCUUACAUUGGUACCGUCAGUUUGUCGAUCUCCUUCACGACUUCGCAGACGGUGAAGAAGGUCAUUGAGAUUAACCCCUACCUUUUGGGUACCAUGGCCGGAGGCGCCGCCGACUGCCAAUACUGGGAGCGCGAGCUCGGAAGGAGAUGCAGACUGUAUGAGCUCCGUAACAAGGAGCGCAUCUCGGUUGCCGCCGCCUCCAAGAUUCUGAGCAACAUGGUUUACGACUACAAGGGCAUGGGUUUGUCCAUGGGCACAAUGAUCACAGGAUGGGACAAGUCGGGACCACAACUGUUCUAUGUCGAUUCAGAUGGUACCCGUAUGAGAGGUGAGCGUUUCUCUGUCGGAUCAGGAUCGACCUUUGCCUAUGGUGUUCUCGAUACUGGAUAUGACUUCAACUUGUCUAUUCCCGAUGCGCUCGAAUUGGGACGCAGAGCCAUCUACCACGCCACUCACCGUGAUGCUUACUCUGGAGGAUCCGUCAACGUCUUCCACGUCAAGGAGACUGGCUGGGUGUUCCACGGCAACUUUGAUGUUAACGAUCUUCACUGGGAGUACCAAGCCCAGCCAAAGGGACCAAUUGUGUAA
Linnemannia hyalina is the source of this 867-nucleotide messenger RNA. Lineage: Eukaryota; Fungi; Mortierellomycota; Mortierellomycetes; Mortierellales; Mortierellaceae. The record is from the annotation of a GenBank genome assembly.